This is a messenger RNA of Sesamum indicum (sesame), 2603 nucleotides long. Its product is annotated as oligomeric golgi complex subunit-like protein. Gene Ontology annotation, biological process: intra-Golgi vesicle-mediated transport; protein transport; Golgi organization. The record is from RefSeq and is a predicted model, not a curated record. Lineage: Eukaryota; Viridiplantae; Streptophyta; Magnoliopsida; Lamiales; Pedaliaceae. Gene Ontology annotation, cellular component: membrane; COG complex.
AAGAGUCGCUUGUUUCAAACUCACAAGAGAAGAAUAGUCGCAUUCGGAGCAUCCUGCAAAUUUGCUGAGGCUUAACCCCCUCAGAUCUCAGUUUCUUCAGCAUUAGAUUUCUCCAAUGGCAACGGAUCUGCACUCUCCACUGCCAAAAUCGGCGACGGAUUUGUUCGGUGAUCCGAUAGAGGACACCCACCCCUUAUGGCUCAACCCAUCCAAAUUCUCCGACCCGGAAUUCGACCCGGAAUCAUACAUCUCGGAUCUCCGGACGUUCGUCCCCUUCGACACACUCCGUUCGGAGCUCCGUUCGCAUUUAGGCGCCCUCAAGCACGAGCUUGUUGAGCUGAUAAACCGUGAUUAUGUGGAUUUCGUCAGUCUUAGCACCAAGCUCGUCGACGUGGAUGCUGCUGUGGUGCGGAUGCGGGCGCCGCUCUUAGAGGUCAAAGAGAAGAUCUUGGCCUUCCGUGGCUCGGUCGAGGGUUCGUUGACGGCGCUGCAGAGCCGGCUCAAGCAGCGGGCUCAGGCCAAUGAGGCGCGGGAGGUGUUGGAGUUGUUGCUGGAUACGUUUCAUGUUGUUUCUAAGGUUGAAAAGUUGAUAAAAGAGCUGCCUACUGUCCCGGCUGAUUGGUCCAGUGGAACACUGAACUCUACAGAGAAGGGUCAAUUAAGCAAUGGCAUCUCCUUUCAACAUGCAGAAAAUGGAGCAAACCUCAGGGAGACGCAAAGCAUGCUUCUGGAGAGAAUUGCCAGUGAAAUGAAUAGGCUGAAGUUCUAUAUCGCCCAGGCACAGAAUAUGCCUUUCAUUGAUAACAUGAAAAAGAGGAUUCAGAAUGCUAGCUUGUUACUGGAUACGAGCUUGGGACACUGUUUUGUAGAUGGACUGGAGAACAGGGAUGCAAAUGCAAUAUACAAUUGUUUGCGCGCAUAUGCUGCUAUUGAUAAUACCAGCAGUGCAGAAGAAAUUUUUCGCUCAACUGUUGUUGCACCAUUCACACAGAAAGUUAUCCCUCAUAGCUCGUCUGGAGUUGUUGGUGGGUCAUCUGGAGAUGAGCUUGAGCAAGACUAUGAAAGAAUUAAGCGCUACAUUGAAGAUGAUUGUAAAUUUCUCUUGGAAAUAUCUUCAACAGAAAAUUCAGGUCUACAUGUAUUUAGCUUUCAGGCGAAUUCUAUUCUCAAAGAGAUUUUAUCAGCCAUCCAAAAAGGAAAACCUGGGGCGUUCUCUCCCGGAAGGCCCACAGAGUUCCUGAAAAACUACAAAUCAAGCCUAGAUUUCUUGGCCUAUUUAGAAGGUUAUUGUCCCUCCAGAUCUGCAGUUGCUAAAUUUCGGCAAGAGGCAGUGUAUAUAGAGUUCAUGAAGCAGUGGAAUACUGGGGUGUAUUUCUCUUUGAGGUUUCAGGAGAUAGCUGGGGCUUUGGAUUCUGCACUUAUGACAACUACUCUCAUACCGUCUCAGAGCUCAUCCUCAGACCAGGAACAUUCUCAUACCUUAGUAUUGAAACAAAGUAUUUCCCUUAUGGAAUCGUUGAGAUUAUGCUGGAGAGAUGAUGUUUUUAUCAUUUCUUGCUCCGACAAGUUUUUACGUUUAUUUUUACAACUUCUUUCAAGGUACUCAAACUGGUUAUCAGCUGGAUUGAAUGCUCGCAAAAGUGGUAAUGCAAAUGCCAAUUAUGGAUCUGAAUGGGCUUUUGCUGCUACCCCAGAUGAUCUUCUCUAUAUUAUUCAUGAUUUAAAAUGCCUAGUGGAGGAAGUAUGUGGCAGCUACCUUGGGAAUGUACUUGAGGUUCUCAAGCCAUGUUCCACUGAAGUGCUUGACCUUGUGAAAGAGAGUAUCUUACAGGGAGGCAAUUCACUCAAAGUACUUCAGCCUCUUGUCAUGAAUUCAAUUAUAGAAAAUCUAGUUGAGAAAUCUGUGGAGGACUUGCGUCAAAUGAAAGGAAUAACUGCAACAUACAGGAUGACCAACAAACCUCUUCCUGUUCGUCAUUCACCUUAUGUAUCAAGUGUUUUGCGUCCUCUAAAGGCUUUUCUGGAUGGAGAGCGAGCUGCUACAUAUCUAACAAGUGAGCUUCGGAAGGAACUCGUACAGAGUGCUGCUAAUGAAAUUACUCGUCGAUAUUAUGAAUUAGCUGCUGACCUCGUUAGUGUGGCCAGGAAAACAGAGUCCUCGCUUCAGAAAAUACGUUUAGGAGCACAAAGGCGAGCUGGAGCCACUUCAGAUGUUUCAGAUCAGAAUGUCUCCGACACAGACAAAAUGUGCAUGCAGUUAUUUCUUGAUAUUCAGGAGUAUGGACGUAACCUUGCUUCCCUUGGAGUUGAUGCUGCUGAUAUUCCAGCUUAUCGUUCCUUGUGGCAGUGCGUUGCCCCUUCAGACAGGCAAAACUCGAUAAGCUUCUAGUUAUGCUGGUUUACUGACAUUCAUAGUUUGAUAAAAUAUAGUCUGUUUUAUUACGUGUUCCUUAAAACAUGCUGCUAGCAUCUUAUGGGUCAAAUAUAAGAGGAUGCGUUCAAUCAAAAUGGAUUGAUUACAUACACUGAAUUCUUUCAAAAAUGGUUUUCUUUGCUGGAGUUCGCUCUGCUUAAUGUAAUUCAAUGCCCAUUUUUUCUGUGAA